Echinococcus granulosus is the source of this 2124-nucleotide messenger RNA. Its product is annotated as FK506-binding protein. Gene Ontology annotation, molecular function: peptidyl-prolyl cis-trans isomerase activity. Lineage: Eukaryota; Metazoa; Platyhelminthes; Cestoda; Cyclophyllidea; Taeniidae. The record is from RefSeq and is a predicted model, not a curated record. The transcript is spliced from 14 exons. The coding region runs from base 1 to 2124 and encodes 707 amino acids.
AUGGGAGAGCUGGGCGAACGAGUGCUCCUUCUUCCCACUAACAGGUGUGCGGCCUUCUGCAUACUUCUCUCAUUUGAGGCCUUUCACUUCGGUCCUGCUCUGCCACCUUCCAUACGCAUCGAUUUAGGCUCACAUCUUCCAGAAUCUAACCUUGUUAAUCGGAUCAUCUUCGCCCUACCCUAUGAUCACCAAGUUUAUCACCAUCUAUUCAACUCCAGAAUUGCUGCAAUAUUCGACCCACAGACUAUCAGUCAUCUUCCAGAACAAUAUACUAAUUUGACGACACCCUUCGUGGAUGAUAUCAAUGUUCCACGCUGUGACAAUACUAAGAUCUUCCGAGUGCACUUUUUCCACUCCCAGUCCCUAAUCACGGGUCACAUCCUCCUUUCCAUCUUCCUUCUCCUCGCUUCGCAUUCCCUGCAUUUUCAGGCCCACCUCGGAAGGAGAAACGUCGACUUUGCUUACUCAAACCCUUCACUCUCUUCUGGUGCAAGAGGGCAAGGGUACUUGAUGGGCGAAUGUAGGGCCACAAAACAUGUACUCGUUACCAUCGUCCUUCACUGUCUUGUGGCUCUCAUCCUCUGUCUCCUUCAUUCCCUGCGUCUCACGAUAAGCGAUUCCUCGCUGUCGACGCUCUUGAUUCCCACCUCCUCCUGGAUUGAAUGGGAACGUCGUGGCUAUCUGGGGACCAUAUGGAUGGGUCCCUCGGACAGUCCUUUGGCCACGCUGUUGCCCUUUUACCUUAUAAAUUUCCUCUAUGCCCUCCUCAUUCCUCUCAUCCUCCACUGCCUAGCUGACACUCAAACACCUCUCGCCCUCGCGUCUCGAGGUCUGAGCCGACUUACUGCGUGGUGGAGGAACAGGCAAUGCAGAUCAUGUCUUGAGGCCAGGGCGUAUCCAAUCUCAUUCUACAUCGCACUGACUUGCAUUUUCAUCAGUUUUGUCUUCCAUGAUGGAGCCGCUUUUCUAGUCAUUGCUUUGGCGUUGCUCCUAAAUUGUAUGUCUAUGCUGACUAAGGAUACGGUGAGAAAUGAUGUGGAUCUGAAAACAACGCCAAUGGAUGGGCGGUUACAGAUCCUCGUGGCAAUACAACUGCGCUUUGCCCUUCUGCUCAUCUUCUGUAGUUUCCUCAGCGUAGAGCAGUGGUUCACAUUUGCCUUCAGGGCUAAAGUUGUCUUUGCUGGUUAUAAAGUUAACUGGCUGCGCUCCUUCCAACCAACCGUCUUUCAGUUUUUGCUCCUUCUCACCACCUCGAUGCUCCUUCGUUCACUCCCAUCUCCGAUCGUGUCGAUCAAAGACCAUCGUUUUCGACGUCUUCCACCACUGCUUCUGGCAUUGGCACUGCUCAUCACACUGAUCGGCUGCCUAGUCUGUCUCGGUGGCUACUUACACACCGCAGACAGUUUACAAACCUGUCUUCUCAUCACCCUGGCCACGGGCUUUCUUCUAGGUCUCUGGGUGUCGCUGGCUACGACGCCUUUUGCUGUCACCGCAGCCAUGUCGUGUGGACAGGAUCAUGGUCACCUAUCUGGAUUUGACGGUCAUUAUGUCGAGCUUGAGACUGAAUUUGCCGCCACAAUUCUCUACGGUUUGGAAAUCUUUUUGGAAUUUCGCCCAAAUUCAGCCAUCUACAGCAGAUAUCUUCCUUCUGUGGGACCAUUCGUGUGGUAUUCCGUGGCUAAUUCCAUGCACGAACAGACUUCUCUGAAAAAAUCUUUCAGCAUCAAAGACUGCCUGCUGCCACGUCCGCACACCAACACAACCAUCCCUCCACCAAUCACUGGCAAUCCAACAGACAAUAACGAGGGCGCACAAACCAACGUCGUUCAGGCAGUUUUGGACUCCCUGGUGCUGUUUACUUUGGCUGUGAGCCUCUUCUGCGCAGCUACUCUCAACACUGAGAAGCUGACUGAAGUGGAAGUGGAAAUUUUCGCCAAUGUCGGUGGUGAACCCAUUCGGAUAACCGUAGGUGCAGGUCAGAUCAUUGCCGAAUGGGAGGAUGGUCUCAUUGGUAUCUGUGAAGGUGAACGACAUCGGCUCCGCAUUCUCAGUUGGAUGGGCUACGGCGAUCUCAUUCGUACCAACUCUGAUCUUGAUUUCGACAUCAAAAAUUCGGAGAAAUAA